Trichoderma virens Gv29-8 is the source of this 1374-nucleotide messenger RNA. RefSeq lists its product as uncharacterized. Lineage: Eukaryota; Fungi; Ascomycota; Sordariomycetes; Hypocreales; Hypocreaceae. The record is from RefSeq and is a predicted model, not a curated record. The transcript is spliced from 2 exons. The coding region runs from base 1 to 1374 and encodes 457 amino acids.
AUGUCUGUUUUUGACAAACUAAGCUACCAAACAGCUUUGGCUUUGUAUUUGUUCGGACUCACUCCAAUUUCCGAAGGUGCUUCCAUGGAUGUCGAAAAUGCUCACAGCGCUGGCGAGGUUAGUAUCGACAUGGCUCUUCGUCAAAUUCACCGACUAAGAGUAAAACGACGCGACAUCAGCUUUUCCGGAACUGGCCUAUCGGUUGGUAGAAGCAAUGGGGAAGGCUCCAUCAAUCGUAACACCGUCAAUGAGGAUUUCAUUCAUGCCGAGAAUAUGAUGUAUUGGGCCGGUGUGGUAUUUGAUACUUCUUCGUCCAUGACCAGAGGAUGCCCCUCUAUCCUCUGUAGCGGCGUCUUUGGCUUUGAAGAGGAGCCGGUUUUCCGCCUUAUGAAAGCUCGAGUUCAACUAUUUCAUGAAAGCACAGAGGCGUGGAGGCAGAAUGGAUUUGUUCCGACAAGCCAUGACACAUUAUAUAUUGUUCACCGGGCAUCUACUUGGAAAGGAUAUGUUUGGAAAAUAAUCGGAGCUCUGCGAGAAGCGAUAAAUCAUGGCUAUGGAGAGUCAAUCAUCACCAGAUUGCAAAUUCUCAUUAGGGAAGCUGUGAAUCGUUUUGAUAGAACCUUCAAGCCACUGCUUGCAGCUUGUGAGAAGCAUAUUCUCUUUCUCAGUAGAGAUGCUCGAUUAUGUUAUUACCUUCUUCAAUUGCACUAUCACAUGGGAUUGGUGCUUCUAUGUCGCCUGGCUGUAUCCAUUGAACGGAGGGACAUCGUUCCAGACUUUGAUGCCGUUCGCCGCGAGUCAGUUCACGCCAUUUUUAGCACAAUUAGCUUUGGUCUCAGCUGCCAGGUGGCUCUCAGCAAAGAUAGAGCCCAACGCGGCCGCGAGCUCUCCUCUUUGAUUAGCUUGGAUCCGUAUCCUCAUCAUAUUCUCGCGUCAUUGCAGCUAGCCACAGACGUUUUGCUCCUCUAUCUGAAGCAGGAUGAGAUAGCACAAGACACAUUCGAUAGCUUUUGCCGAAUCGCGUUUGAUACGCUUGAUGAGCUGCCCCAGUGCCUGCAAUCAGUGCAGAGAGUGAAAAAACUCUUGGGUGACACAUUAAAUACCAGUAUGUAUCCUCUUGAUACAAGCCCGGACAUAUCAAGCGAGCCGGCUGAAGACGUUCUCGGUACCUUGAGAAGGCAGCAGCCUCGGCAAGUAAUCCCAACUGAGAAUCAAGUUAGCCGUGAAGGAAUAUUUUCUGAAGAGCCAAGCAGCGGCGUAGCGGGCUCGAACCAACUGGCUUCUUCUUUUACUGGUAUUGACGACGCUGGAUAUGCUUGUCUAGCAGAGACACUCUUCGCUGGGCCAUCAGUAGUGCUUAGUACGAGAUCUUAA